AUGGCACCGCGGUACAAAGCUGCCCGGAUCUUCAUUGCGGCCUGCGCCACGCAGGCCAGCGUGGAACGCCAGCUUGCUGUGCCUCGACGCAGCAGAGACAGGAGCAGUCCUCACAACUUGGAAGGGACGAUUGCCGAUGUUAGCACCAUGCUCAAGCUGUUUGAGGCUUGGGACAAGGCCGAUGGAAAGACGCAGGUGCAGUACAUGCACAUCUACCAGAUUCCUGGCGAAUAUCUGCCAAAGCAACAGGUGAUGGCCACAAUCGAAAAGGCCAUGGACACGGCGGAGGACGAGGUCCUCCUGUGGUAUUCAGGCCACGGCCAGUCCAUAACCGGCAACUGGACCUUUCAGGAGGAGGGCGAGGAGAGGUGCAACUAUGUCACCUUCGACGAAAUUGCGAAGCUUUGGGGCUCCCGCCGCCGCACUGCGACUCUCCAUAUUUUCAUGGACUCUUGCUAUGCCGGUGCUUGGGCCCAGGAAGCCUGCCGCCUCGGCCCUGCCGCGAACAUCGCUGUUUUCGCAGCUUGCCAGGCAGAUGAGACAGCUGGAGAGGUCCGGUCAGGUGGCGCUUUCACGCUGAAGAUUCGAGAUGUCGUAUCAAGCGGCCAUAAGUCUUCCUCAGAUCUCCUCGAGAAGAUCUACUUGACGCCCAUAGAGGCAGACCAGCAUCCCUGCGCCUACUUCUCUGCUUGGGACGAGCGGCGCGUGGUGGGUGCAAGAUGA
Symbiodinium sp. CCMP2592 is the source of this 723-nucleotide messenger RNA. Lineage: Eukaryota; Dinophyceae; Suessiales; Symbiodiniaceae. The record is from the annotation of a GenBank genome assembly.